UUAAGUAGUUUUUUAAACCAUGGAAGGGUCUAAUGGUGUUAGAUGUCCGUCUUUGGAGAAUAGUAGUGUUGUGCCCUUGCCCGUGGGAGGGUCCCCGACCUCGGCUAACAGUUCUGACAUGUAUAUGUACGACGAUUCUUCAAUGUCUGACGGAAGUCUGUACGCGAGUGACCAGGAAAAUCUAUCUACGCCGAGAAGGAGGUCAGACUUCAGACGUCUGCACAGACGAAGAUCGUCGCUGCGUUGUCCCCAGCAGCAGAUCCAGCAACGGCAAGCCGCGAACCUACGCGAGCGCAGACGAAUGCAAUCUAUUAACGACGCGUUCGAAGGCUUGAGAGCUCAUAUCCCCACCCUGCCGUAUGAAAAGAGGCUGUCUAAAGUUGACACUCUGAAGCUAGCUAUUGGCUAUAUCAGUUUUCUUGGUGAACUGGUUCGAGUGGACCGUUGCACGUCGGAGACCAUGCUAUCAGGAGUUGCCAAUACACACAACAAAGAAGAACAGAAGAAAGUCAUUAUUAGAGCUCGUCAAAUAUUUGAUGCCACAGGCGUGCCUACCGUCGAAGUGGAUAUGGUGACCGAACUCGGGCUAUUUCGAAUUGCCGUUCCGUCAACCGACAUCAAGAAAAUUGCUGAAGCCGUACAGUUGCGCGACAACAAUGGAUCAGAAUACCACGGCAUGGGUGUACACGGCGCUGUCAAAAAUAUAAACACAAUUAUUGCACCAGAACUUAUCAAGCAAAACCUAGAGGUCACCAUGCAAAAAGAGAUCGAUCAAUUCAUGAUCGCUCUCGACGGAACCGACACCCGAUCACGUCUCGGCGCCAACGCAAUCAUGGCGGUGUCGCUAGUGGUAGCGAAAGCUGGAGCCGCUAAGAAGGGCAUGCCACUGUACAGACAUAUCUCAGACAUGGCUGGAGUCACCACCAUCAUACUGCCAGUUCCUCACUUCACUAUCCUGACAGGUGGAAUCCUGUCCUCCAAUGGAUUGCCAUUUCAAGAAUACAUGAUCAUGCCGACCGGAGCGUCAUCAUUUGCGGAAGCGAUGCGUAUUGGUACAGAAAUAUACACGUACGUUAAACAACUCAUACAAGCCAAAUAUAACGUGGAUACGGCGUACGUGAGCGAUAACGGUGGCUUCUCAAUCCCGCUACAAAGUCACAGGGAUGCGCUUCUCUUUCUUACCGAUGCUAUUAAACAAUGCGGACACUUCGGAAAGGCUGAAAUAGGCAUCAACGCUUCGGCUUCUGAUUUAUAUAAAGACGGUGCUUAUGAUUUAGAAUUUAAAAACCCUAAUUCCAAUCCACAAGAAUACAUGUCAUCGGACAAGCUCGCGGAAGUGUACCUGGACAAUGUGAAGGAGUUCCCCGUGUGCUCUCUCGAGGAUGCCUUCGACUACGACGACUGGGCAGCAUGGUCGCUGCUGACCACCCGCACUAAUGCACAGCUGUUCGGCAACGACUUGACGCAGACGAACCUCAGGCGAGUUGGCCUUGCCGUCGAGAAGAAAGCCGGUAACACGAUUGGCUUGAGAAUAAAUCAAGCUGGAACUUUGAGUGAAAUCAUUGAAUGCUUCAAGAUUUUGAAAUCGGCUAAUUUUGGCGUGUGUGUCUGUGAUAGAUGGGGAGACACUUCUGAUCUAUUCCUCGCUGACUUGGUGGUCGGACUGUCCGCAGGCCAGAUCAAGUGUGGCGCGCCCGUGCGCGGCGAGCGCAUCGACAAGUACAACCAGAUCUUGAGGAUAGAAGAGGAAUUAGGAGCUCUGUCUAAAUACGCCGGCAAAAACUAUCGCGGACAAGUGGCUAAUUAGCCUGUAUUUAUUGAAUUGAAAUACAAUACAAAAUUGUGAUGUCAAUCAGCGUUUUCUUUUCAAUGUGCGUAAACAAAAGUUGUGUGACAUUAAAUGAGUAUGU
This is a messenger RNA of Helicoverpa zea (corn earworm), 1910 nucleotides long. Its product is annotated as enolase-like. Gene Ontology annotation, biological process: glycolytic process. Gene Ontology annotation, cellular component: phosphopyruvate hydratase complex. NCBI's taxonomy places the organism in Eukaryota, Metazoa, Arthropoda, Insecta, Lepidoptera, Noctuidae. The transcript is spliced from 4 exons. Gene Ontology annotation, molecular function: protein dimerization activity; phosphopyruvate hydratase activity; magnesium ion binding. Bases 20 to 1807 code for a protein of 595 amino acids. The record is from RefSeq and is a predicted model, not a curated record.